CCCCCUGGCCUCUGGCCCCUUGACCCCCUGGUCCCCCGGCUCCCUGGCCCCUGGCCCCCAGCUUCACAGUAUCUCUCCUGGGGGAACUUGACACUUUCCAUGUUUUAUCAGGGCCUUUAGUGUUCCCUGUUAGGGAAAUUAUUUCAAGUGCACAUAUUUAUUCUGUUCUUCCAAGAGAUUUUCCUCCGUCUGAAAUAAACAGAGGCUCGGGUCACAGGGUCCUGGGGGGUGGCGGUGACGUCCCUGAAGUGCCGGCUCUGAGCAGGGCCGGCCUCGGUCUGUGGCAGGUCGCCGGGGCCUACUCCAAGACGUGGUCGUGUCGGGAAGAGGCUCUGCUCGCACUGUGUAGGCAGCUGAUGCAGAUGCCCAUCGGGUCGCCUAGGGAGGAGCUGAAGAACGUGCUGCGAGCGUCCAUCUUCCUCGUGAGGAGAGCCAUCAGAGACCUCGUGACCCCCGUCUUUCAGGCUUCUCUGAAGCUGUUGAAGAUGGUAAUUACGCAAUAUAUUCCUAAACACAAGCUGGGCAAGCCCGAAACCGCUCACUGCGUGGAGAGAACUGUGCCCGUGCUGCUCACCAGGACCGGAGACUCCUCCGCUCGCCUCCGCACCACAGCGUCCAACUUCAUUCAGGAAAUGGCCUUGUUUAAGGAAGUCAGGUCUCUGCAGAUCAUCCCCCCUUACUUGGUACAGCCAUUAAAAGCCAACUCGUCGGCUCAUCUGGCAAUGAGUCAGAUGGACCUCCUGGCCCGGCUCCUGAAAGACCUGGGCACCGAGAACACGGGCUUCACCGUCGAUAACGUGAUGAAGGUAAGUGCACGCCCGGCCCGUGCUGCCUGGAGUGUGGUGGGUGUCCGGUCAGUGUUUGUGGAAUGGAUGCUUGAAUGACUUCAGAGAACCAGUCACUGAUCUAACAAACGUGCGCACCGGCAGUCUCCCCGCCGUCGCCACGCCGAGUUGCCGAGUGAUCUGUG
Molecule: messenger RNA, 970 nt
Organism: Suricata suricatta (meerkat)
Lineage: Eukaryota; Metazoa; Chordata; Mammalia; Carnivora; Herpestidae
Product: centrosomal protein of 104 kDa-like
Exons: 3
Coding region: 357-884 (175 amino acids)
Cellular component (GO): cilium
Source: RefSeq, a predicted model, not a curated record